Molecule: messenger RNA, 1605 nt
Organism: Penicillium manginii
Lineage: Eukaryota; Fungi; Ascomycota; Eurotiomycetes; Eurotiales; Aspergillaceae
Product: cytochrome P450
Exons: 3
Coding region: 1-1605 (534 amino acids)
Molecular function (GO): monooxygenase activity; iron ion binding; oxidoreductase activity, acting on paired donors, with incorporation or reduction of molecular oxygen
Source: RefSeq, a predicted model, not a curated record
AUGUUAGCUGAACCUGUGCUCAGACACCUCACCGUCGACCGGAUACUAGGCGAUCUGGCCGCGGUGGUCGUCGUGCUGACUAUCGCUUACAUCCUCUACAAUCGAUUUGUACACUCACUUCGACACAUCCCCGGCCCACCUUUAGCAUCUAUCACUCCCUGGGUCCAACUUUACCACGGGCUCAAAGGCGAUCGACACCUCUGGCUCGAUGACUGCCAUCAAAAGUACGGUAGCCAUGUGCGCGUCGCACCAAACUUUGUCUCGGUAAACACCGAUCGUGGUCUCCACGACAUCUACGGACACGGAAAACGCCUCCAAAAGGCGGACUUCUACAAUGCCUUCCCCGCGAUCAAAGGCGUGUAUAACACUCACAACGCCAUUGACAAGACUAUGCAUGGCCGCAAAAGACGCGUUCUGAGUCAGGCGUUCUCCGAUGCUGCGCUGAAAGGCAUGGAAGAUGUCAUGCUGCUACAUGUGCGACAACUAUGCGCGGUCCUUGCCGGAUCCGGAUUCGAAGCAGACGAGUCGCAAGAUCGGAAGGGCUUAGUGCGCAACAUGGGCAACUGGUUCAGUUAUCUCUCCUACGAUGUAAUGGGCGAGCUCUGCUUCGGAAAGAGCUUUGACAUGUUAAUCACCGACAGUCGCCGACACAUGAUUGGACUGGUUGAUCGUGCUGCGAACCGGCACUAUGUGUGUGGUCUCUGGAUGCCUCUAGACCGCUGGAACCUAGACCAGAUCCUCAUCCGCCGCCUAACCCAAGAUCGAUGGAACUUCAUCAUGAACUCGCGCGUCGAAGCAAACAAACGCGCCCAAGAACGAGCCUCUGCCGGCCGCGAAGCAAAGAAAGAUUUCUUCUACUACCUACUCAACGCCAAAGAUCCCGAAACAGGCAAAGGUCUCAGCACGCCCGAACUCUGGGGCGAAGCAAACGUCCUCAUGAUCGCCGGCAGUGACACAACCUCCACCACCCUCGCUGCAACCCUCUUCUACCUCGUCCGCUCCCCAUCUGCCCUGUCAAAGCUCACCAAAGAAGUCCGCACCGCCUUCACAGAAGUCGAAGAUAUCAUCAGCGGCACAAGCCUAAACGAACUAACCUACCUAAAAGCCUGCAUCGACGAAGCCCUCCGUCUUUGCCCCGCCGUCCCCGGCGCACCACCUCGUGAAGUAAUGGAAGGCGGCGCCGUCGUCGACGGCAUCUUCCUCCCCGCCGGCACAGACUGCGGCACACCAACCUAUUCAAUCCACCGACAAGAAAAAUACUACCGAGAAGCGCAGCAAUUCAUCCCAGAGCGCUGGAUCGAGGGCGCAACCUGCAGCACACCAUCCGGAACAAGCUGGGAAAGCAACAAAGAAGACAUCGAGACCGCGCGCAGGGCAUUCUGCCCAUUUAGCAUCGGGCCGCGUGGGUGUAUCGGGAAGAGCAUGGCGUUUAUGGAGAUGCGACUGACGCUUGCGCGACUGGUCUUCCUUUUCGAUAUGAGUCUUGCGGAUCGGCAGGGUGAGGAUGAGAAGGGUCAUUUGGCGCUUGUGGAUCAUUUUACUAGUGCUAAGGAUGGGCCGAAUGUUGAGUUUCAAAAAGUUGUGCCUGUUUCUGUUGCCAACUAG